Messenger RNA from Myxocyprinus asiaticus (Chinese sucker), 3705 nucleotides. RefSeq names its product E3 ubiquitin-protein ligase MSL2-like. Gene Ontology annotation, molecular function: ubiquitin protein ligase activity. The record is from RefSeq and is a predicted model, not a curated record. The coding region runs from base 1101 to 2915 and encodes 604 amino acids. Gene Ontology annotation, cellular component: MSL complex. NCBI's taxonomy places the organism in Eukaryota, Metazoa, Chordata, Actinopteri, Cypriniformes, Catostomidae. The transcript has 2 exons.
UUCUAAUGCGGCGAGGAAGGGAGGGGAGAAGCAUUUUCAAAUACAUAUACAUUUCAAUAUCGCUAUUGAAUAUAUGCUUGUAUAAUUUUCUUCAAAGGAAUUAUUUGUGCAUUUAUGGCGUGGAUAUUAAAUUCGUCUAUUUAUAUCAGUCUUAACACUUCCAGCUCGUCUAAAACGCAAGGAAAACGGCAGAAUAAAUCCUAGAAAGAAGAGAAGCGGCCUAUUUUUGUUCCUGAUAUCCUGGAGGCGCAGUUCACACUGUCGACCGGUGUAAUUUACAAAAAAACGGACGUUAAACUUGAGGCUCUUCGUUGCACGCGACCCGCAGUUACAUUGCAAGCAUGCAUGGCGACCCACUGGCACACUAACCCCACUUGUUUUGCGCGCAUUGGAAGACCUGGUACACACACAAAGCGGCCUGUUUUCUUUUUGCAGCACCAGCGCCAUGAAGAGCAGCGGACAAUAACAGAGUGACUGUGCUCGCGUCCAGUCCUUCGCAUAUGCGCGACUAAAAUAAUAAAUAAUCCACUGGAAUUGCAUUGCAAAUAAGGACUACUCAAAUACAGGAUCCGAUAGAAGAAGGAGAGAAUCAUCUUGGCUCCCUGUUUGAAUUUGGUGGUUAUUUUGGAGGCGCGGAGGGGUGAAGAGCGCCACCAGCGUGUUGUUGUUUUGAAUUUUAAAUCGAAACGGUAACACCAGUUGUGUUUUAUGGAGUAUCUCUGAGCGUAUUUUGCAAAUGCAUCGGUGAAUGGUUUUCGAAUUGGAUCGACGUGGGUGCUCUUUUAUCCGACGGUGAUGAUGAUUUGGGCGUAUUUCGUACCGUGGAAGAGGGGCAAACGUUAAGAUGGAGUGGUGUUAAUGAAUGCUCCUGAAUAAAGACGCAUUUUGCGUGCUUGUGCACCGACAGUUGAAUAUCUGAUUUAAUCUUCGCAUGCAUAAAGCACUCUCAGCGUUUCACGCUCGACUGAAUCACAAGCCCAGGUUCAUCAACACUGAUGAAACGUGGGCUGUUGGCGGGAUUGAAGCCUUGUACUGUCGCUCCUUUUCUGUUGUUGUUUUUUCCUCCCCGAAGUGGAUCUGUCUAGCGCGACACUGCUGAGAUGAACCCAGUGAAUGCGACCACUCUCUACGUGUCAGCUUGUCGGUCGGUGCUGCAGUGCGAUCCAGAGGACCCCCAGGCUUUGGCGGAAAUCUAUAAGCUCUUGCCUUUUUUCAGACAGUCUCUCUCCUGCCUUGUGUGUGGAAAUUUGCUACUAGAUCCAAUUGCUCCUACCAACUCAUCGUGCCAGCACUAUGUAUGUAAAUCUUGUAAAGGCAAAAAGAUGAUGAUGAAACCAUCGUGCAGCUGGUGUAAAGACUAUGAGCAGUUUGAAGAGAAUAAGCAGCUGUGCAUCUUGGUCGACUGCUACAGAAAGCUCUGCGAGUACAUUGCAGAGUCUCCUCUCUCCCAGCACAUUUCAAGUGCAGUGGAAGGGGCUCCAGAGAUACUGGCUCUAGUGAAUGAAGGCCUCUCUUUGGACAGUAGGCAGGGGGAGGAGUCACUCUCUCUGAGCUUGGCAAACCAGUCCCCUACACCCUCGACAUCAGAAACACUCCCUGAUGAGGGCCAGUCCCCUUUGAAUGAGAUCAAGGAACAAGACCUUAGUCCUCUAGGGGUAAAUGGACUACAAGACUGUAACGGUUUAACCAAUGUGGAGGAAUUGACUGCCAGCUUACCUUCACUAGAGACAGAUGUUCCAGACAGGGGCGAGAGUGGGGACGAGGUGGUGAAACAAGAAAGUUUCACAAAUGAGAUCCCUGUGUGUGAAGCCGUGGCCGCUGCUGGCGAGGAGCUAUGUACUACUACCAUGGACAUUUGUGGGUUCGGAGAGGAUAUUAAGCAUGAUGGCGGCACUCUCCUCUUGAGUGUAGAGGAGGUGCUCAGGACUCUAGAACCAGACCAUGUACCCCAGGAUGAAUGUCCUGUUGUCUUACAGUCAACCCUUGAACCUUCGGGAAACUUGAAUGGACCAUUUGGUUGUUCAACCACCUCUGUAGACUCAACUCGGCAGCUCUCCUCACUCCCACACGAUUCACAAGAAGUUCUCCUGCCCCAGUACCCAACAUCCCAGAAAAAUCCACAACCUUCAGGAAUAUCCUGUUCCGCGGUGACACCAAGAGUGCCGUCGUCCAGUCGGAAGCGCUCUCGGUCGGAAAGUGACAGUGAAAAAAUUCAACCCCUACCCAUUUCCACCUUCAUCCGGGGCCCUACGUUGGGCACCUCUGCCCCCAUUCCUGUCAAGUGUGAACCUAAAUCCCCAGCUCAGACUAUCCCCCUCAUGGCAGCAGUGCCCAAUGGUGGGGGCCUGUCGAAAGUAGGCAAGACCUUACUGGUGCCCGCUAAAAAUGUCAAAAAGACCCUUGACCACCAUGGACCCAAAAAGGCGUACACAAAGUCUAAACAGGGAACUCCCAAGACAAAGGACAAGACGAAAGAACGGAUUAUGAGUUCCACCCUUAUUCCAGGGAGCCCCACGAAAGUGGUUUAUAAAAAGGCACAGGAGAAAAAGGGCUGCAAGUGCGGCAGAGCGACUCAAAACCCAAGUGUUCUUACUUGCCGUGGACAGCGAUGCCCUUGUUACUCCAACCGCAAAGCUUGUCUGGACUGCAUAUGCAGGGGCUGCCAGAACUCCUACAUGGCCAAUGGUGAAAAGAAACUGGAGGCCUUUGCCGUGCCAGAGAAAGCCCUCGAGCAGACAAGACUCACUUUGGGCAUCAACGUCACCAGCAUCGCAGUGCGCAAUGCUGCUGGUAGUGGGGCAGCUGGGAUGCUUAAUGUCUCCACAGCUGCUGGCUCACCUGUGGCCUCCUUCUUGGCAACAGGACCACACGAAGACAAAGGAUUUGAUGAACCAUUAGACAUGAGGUUUGACUGAGCUCCGGAAGAUUCUUCUUAACCCCCCCCCCCCCCCCUUAUUUCAAAUCGACUUGUGUGUCAGUGUGGUGGCACUGUACCGAGGGGCUGAUGCCAGCAGAUUCAGUGAUAAGGCAGCUACCGUGAUUCUGUUCCAGUUCACUAAACUAUUUCAUUAAACUAUUCAUUAAACUAGUUAUUGCUGAAGCUCUUGCCUUUAAAUCAUUUGUACUACUAUUCUGGUUUUCUUGCACACCAUUGUAAGUUCAGGUGAGAGAUAAAACAGGAUACUGUUUUCAUUUGGUAAAGGUCAUCCUUUUUUACAUUGUUGUACAAGUGAUCUGUAAGGCAUGAUCUUUGGCAAAAUAUACUUGACCUCAUUGUUGUGGGUCACGCUAUGUGCAUAUAUGGAAGAUUUUCAGUUGGUAGGUUAGGAGAAGAGAUGUGUUAAAUGAAAUGGUACCCUACAGCAUCAGUAGAGACUGGGAGUAUUUAUAAAAAUGUUUUGUACACAGACUUAUGAAAUUCAAUUAAAAAGUACAUUUUAUGAUAUAUUUUUUAAGUUACAUUAACAACAUUUGCAGUAUUUAUUGGGUAUCACUUAACAUAGAUUAUGGUCCACCCAGGGCAUCAUCUGGACAUCAUUUCUACAGAUGUAAGUCACAAAUGCAGUAUGUACGGUUUUCUGUCUAAAUUAUGUUGUUGUCCUGAUUGUGCUAGUUUUGUUGUCUCAAACUGUUAUUUUUCCCUUGGGGCAUUUAAAUACCUGUAAUAUAAAUGUAACAUAUUUCCACAAAAAAGAAAAAUCCUAA